CAGAGAGCUUCUGUGACUCGAGCGAUGUCAUGCUGGAAACUGGAAACCUAGCCAGCUAUUUCCAACAAGGCAUAUGAUUAUUAGAGCCAGCUAACCAAGUUGAGUGAGGUUAUCUUAGCUAGCUAGGUUUUGGUCCUAGCCACAAUACAUCUGCACAGGCCUUUAAUAUUAUAUUUGGUGUAGAUGGUGAUUUCAUCAAACGAAUAGGGACAGGAACGACCGAUCAUCUAAACCAGUUCACCAGAGGGUUAUUACAACUUUGAAGUUGACAGCUUUGAUGCAGUGCAGAUCCCGAGGUCCAAGAUGACGGAAGAGGUGAUUGUCAUCGCCAAGUUUGACUACUUGGCCCAGCAGGACCAGGAGCUGGACAUCAAGAAGAACGAGCGCCUUUGGUUGCUGGACGACUCCAAGUCCUGGUGGAGGGUCCGGAAUGCCACCAACAAGACUGGCUUUGUGCCCUCCAACUACGUGGAGAGAAAGAACAGUGCCAGGAAAGCAUCCAUUGUCAAGAACCUCAAAGACACACUGGGCAUCGGUAAGGUGAAGAGGAAAACUGGGAUGCGAGACACGGCCUCCAACGCCGACGCUGACAUGUACUCUGACAACGGCGAGCGCCUGUACGACCUUAACCUGCCAGCCCUCGUCAAAUUCAGCUACACCGCCGAACGGGAGGAUGAGCUCUCAUUGGUCAAGGGCACCCGCGUCAUCGUCAUGGAGAAGUGUAGCGACGGCUGGUGGCGUGGGGGUUACCAGGGGCGUUCCGGCUGGUUCCCGUCUAACUACGUGACGGAAGACGCGGACGGGAGCGCAGGGGGAGGUUUGGGGGACCCUGCGGCGUCGUUAACGGAGAAGCUGGCGGCUGUGGUGCGUAGUGCCUCCAAUGGGGUGCUCCACACGGUACAGGCCCUGUACCCCUUCAGCUCGGGGAACGACGAGGAGCUGAACUUUGAGAAGGGCGAGGUGAUGGAGGUCGUGGAGAAACCUGAGAAUGACCCUGAGUGGUGGAAGUGUCGCAAAGCGGACGGACAGCUGGGGCUGGUGCCGAAGAACUACGUCACUGUGUUGCCGCAGCAGGACUCCACUACCCAGAAUGCCACGCCAGGCCCUGUGGGCCCGCCCACACCCGACUGUGACUACAUUUCCCCGGCCACGGUGGGCCGGUUUGCCGGGAAGCAGUGGUACUACGGUCGGGUGACGCGUCAUCAGGCCGAAGUUGCCCUCAACCAGAGAGGAACAGAGGGAGACUUCCUGAUCAGAGACUCUGAGUCAUCGCCCAAUGACUUUUCCAUCUCACUCAAGGCUCAGGGCAAGAACAAGCAUUUCAAGGUCCAGUUAAAGGAUGGUCUAUACUGCAUUGGCCAGAGGAAGUUCAGCUCUCUAGAGGAGUUGGUGGAACACUACAAGAAGGCCCCCAUCUUCACCAGCGAGCAUGGAGACAAACUCUAUCUGGUCAAGGCCCUCAACGCCUCCUGAUCUCACACACACACACACACACAUGAACAACACACACACACACACACGUGAACAACACACACACACACACACGUGAACAACACACACACUUGAACACACACGGACACAUGCUCUUCAGGACAACACAGUACAUGCCAACUUACAUACUUACUCAAACUGAAACCCUGGAGACUUUUCCACAUCACCAGGUCUUAUGUGCCUGGAGCCGUGAGCAUUCCAAGAAACGAGAGAGAGGAGAGUUGGGAGGAGAGGGGGAAAUGGACAAUGGACUCUCCUGUGUGCGAACUCUGACCUGUGGGUGGAUAGUUCUAACCCGCCCUGGUCAUGUGUUUAGGUCUUAGAGGUCAAAGGUCAUGCCAUGUAUUUCAAACUCCACGAAACAUCUAUUAGUUCUACAUUCUUUUUUUUUGUUAAUAAUAUAUAUAUUCUUUUUAACAGUUUCUUUUUAAAAAUGUGAUAUUUUUAACUCCACCCAAACAUACCCACCAAUGUCAACAGUGACCAGUCACAAUAAGAGGCGUUUUGGAUAAUGGCCGUUGGUUUGAGAUCCGCGGUCUAGCCCAACUACAUAUUUCAGAGGACUUAGUUGUCCUACUGUUGCUGUCGUCUGUCUUAACUCUUUUCAGUGUCGUACAACAACUGCUAUGUUGUAGACCAAUCACAGUCCUGCUAACUUACUGUUCAAACUAAAUAAAAAUGAUCAACUGA
This is a messenger RNA of Esox lucius (northern pike), 2181 nucleotides long. It is a transcript of the gene nck1b, whose product is annotated as NCK adaptor protein 1b. Gene Ontology annotation, molecular function: ephrin receptor binding. Gene Ontology annotation, biological process: negative regulation of PERK-mediated unfolded protein response; negative regulation of endoplasmic reticulum stress-induced eIF2 alpha phosphorylation; positive regulation of translation in response to endoplasmic reticulum stress. Bases 304 to 1473 code for a protein of 389 amino acids. The record is from RefSeq and is a predicted model, not a curated record. The transcript is spliced from 5 exons. NCBI's taxonomy places the organism in Eukaryota, Metazoa, Chordata, Actinopteri, Esociformes, Esocidae.